AUGUCUGCUUUGGCCCUGCCUGGCGUGCUAUGUCGCUUUGACCUCCUCCCUCCACACUCCUCCAAGCCCCUCUCCACACUCCUCCACGCCUCUAUCCUCUCCACACUUCUCCAAGCCUCCAUCCACACUCCUCCAAGCCCCUCUCCACACUCCUCCAAGCCUCCCUCCACACUCCUCCAAGCCCCUCUCCACACUCCUCCACGCCUCUAUCCUCUCCACACUUCUCCAAGCCUCCCUCCACACUUCUCCAAGCCUCCCUCCACACUUCUCCAAGCCUCCCUCCACACUCCUCCAAGCCCCUCUCCACACUCCUCCACGCCUCUAUCCUCUCCACACUUCUCCAAGACUCCCUCCACACUCCUCCAAGCCCCUCUCCACACUCCUCCACGCCUCUAUCCUCUCCACACUUCUCCACGCCUCUAUCCUCUCCACACUUCUCCAAGCCCCCCUCCACACUCCUCCAAGCCCCUCUCCACACUCCUCCACGCCUCUAUCCUCUCCACACUUCUCCAAGCCCCCCUCCACACUCCUCCAAGCCCCUCUCCACAGUCCUCCAAGCCUCUAUCCUCUCCACACUCCUCCAAGCCCCUCUCCACACCCCUCUCCACUCUCCUCCAAGCCCCUCUCCACAGUCCUCCAAGCCCCUCUCCACAGUUCUCCAAGCCCCUAUCCUCUCCACACUCCUCCAAGCCCCUAUACUCUCCACAGUCCUCCAAGCCCCUAUCCUCUCCACAGUCCUCCGAGCCCCUAUCCUCUCCACACUCCUCCAAGCCCCUAUCCUCUCCACAGUCCUCCAAGCCCCUAUCCUCUCCACAGUCCUCCAAGCCCCUAUACUCUCCACAGUCCUCCAAGCCCCUAUCCUCUCCACAGUCAUCCGAGCCCCUAUCCUCUCCACACUCCUCCAAGCCCCUAUCCUCUCCACAGUCCUCCAAGCCCCUAUCCUCUCCACAGUCCUCCAAGCCCCUAUCCUCUCCACAGUCCUCCAAGCCUCUAUCCUCUCCACACUCCUCCAAGCCCCUCUCCACAUCCUCCAAGCCCCUCUCCACACUCCUCCAAGCCCCUCUCCACUCUCCUCCAAGCCCCUCUCCACUCUCCUCCAAGCCCCUCUCCACAGUCCUCCAAGCCCCUCUCCACAGUUCUCCAAGCCCCUAUCCUCUCCACACUCCUCCAAGCCCCUAUCUCUCCACAGUCCUCCAAGCCCCUAUCCUCUCCACAGUCCUCCAAGCCCCUAUCCUCUCCACACUCCUCCAAGCCCCUAUCCUCUCCACAGUCCUCCAAGCCCCUAUCCUCUCCACAGUCCUCCAAGCCCCUAUCCUCUCCACAGUCCUCCAAGCCUCUAUCCUCUCCACACUCCUCCAAGCCCCUCUCCACAGUCCUCCAAGCCCCUCUCCACACUCCUCCAAGCCCCUCUCCACUCUCCUCCAAGCCCCUCUCCACUCUCCUCCAAGCCCCUCUCCACAGUCCUCCAAGCCCCUCUCCACAGUUCUCCAAGCCCCUAUCCUCUCCACACUCCUCCAAGCCCUAUACUCUCCACAGUCCUCCAAGCCCCUAUCCUCUCCACAGUCCUCCAAGCCCCUAUCCUCUCCACAGUCCUCCAGCCCCUAUCCUCUCCACACUCCUCCAAGCCCCUAUCCUCUCCACAGUCCUCCAAGCCCCUAUCCUCUCCACAGUCCUCCAAGCCCCUAUCCUCCACACUCCUCCAAGCCCCCCUCUCCACAGUACUCCAAGCCCCUCUCUACAGUCCUCCAAGCCUCUAUCCUCUCCACACUUCUCCAAGCCUCCCUCCACACUCCUCCAAGCCCCUCUCCACACUCCUCCACGCCCCUAUCCUCUCCACACUUCUCCAAGACUCCCUCCACACUCCUCCAAGCCCAUCUCCACACUCCUCCACGCCUCUAUCCUCUCCACACUUCUCCACGCCCCUAUCCUCUCCACACUUCUCCAAGCCCCCUCCACACUCCUCCACGCCUCUAUCCUCUCCACACUUCUCCAAGCCCCCUCCACACUCCUCCAAGCCCCUCUCCACAGUCCUCCAAGCCUCUAUCCUCUCCACAGUCCUCCAAGCCCCUCUCCACAGUCCUCCAAGCCCCUCUCCACUCUCCUCCAAGCCCCUCUCCACAGUCCUCCAAGCCCCUCUCCACUCUCAUCCAAGCCCCCCUCUCCACAGUCCUCCAAGCACCUCUCCACACUCCUCCAUGCCUAUCCUCUCCACUCUCCUCCAAGCCCCUCUCCACUCUCCUCCAAGCCCCUCUCCACUCUCCUCCAAGCCCCUCUCCACAGUCCUCCAAGCCCCUCUCCACAGUUCUCCAAGCCCCUAUCCUCUCCACACUCCUCCAAGCCCCCUCUCCACAGUCCUCCAAGCCCCUAUCCUCUCCACAGUCCUCCGAGCCCCUAUCCUCUCCACACUCCUCCAAGCCCCUAUCCUCUCCACAGUCCUCCAAGCCCCUAUCCUCUCCACAGUCCUCCAAGCCCCUAUCCUAUCCACAGUCCUCCAAGCCCCUAUCCUCUCCACAGUCCUCCAAGCCCCUAUCCUCUCCACAGUCCUCCAAGCCCCUAUCCUAUCCACACUCCUCCAAGCCCCUCUCCACUCUCCUCCAAGCCCCUCUCCACUCUCCUCCAAGCCCCUCUCCACAGUCCUCCAAGCCCCUCUCCACAGUUCUCCAAGCCCCUAUCCUCUCCACAGUCCUCCAAGCCCCUAUCCUCUCCACAGUCCUCCAAGCCCCUAUCCUCUCCACACUCCUCCAAGCCCCUAUCCUCUCCACAACUCCCUCCACACUCCUCCAAGCCCAUCUCCACACUCCUCCACGCCUCUAUCCUCUCCACACUUCUCCACGCCUCUAUCCUCUCCACACUUCUCCAAGCCCCCUCCACACUCCUCCAAGCCUCUAUCCUCUCCACACUUCUCCAAGCCCCCUCCACACUCCUCCAAGCCCCUCUCCACAGUCCUCCAAGCCUCCCUCUCCACACUCCUCCAAGCCCCUCUCCACAUCCUCCAAGCCCCUCUCCACACUCCUCCAAGCUCUCCACUCUCCUCCAAGCCCCUCUCCACUCUCCUCCAAGCCCCUCUCCACUCUCCUCCAAGCCCCUCUCCACAGUCCUCCAAGCCCCUCUCCACAGUUCUCCAAGCCCCUAUCCUCUCCACACUCCUCCAAGCCCCUAUACUCUCCACAGUCCUCCAAGCCCCUAUCCUCUCCACAGUCCUCCGAGCCCCUAUCCUCUCCACACUCCUCCAAGCCCCUAUCCUCUCCACAGUCCUCCAAGCCCCUAUCCUCUCCACAGUCCUCCAAGCCCCUAUCCUAUCCACAGUCCUCCAAGCCCCUAUCCUCUCCACAGUCCUCCAAGCCCCUAUCCUCUCCACACUCCUCCAAGCCCCUAUCCUCUCCACAGUCCUCCAAGCCCCUCUUUACAGUCCUCCAAGCCCCUAUCCUCUCCACAGUCCUCAAAGCCCCUAUCCUCUCCACAGUCCUCAAGCCCCUAUCCUCUCCACAGUCCUCCAAGCCCCUAUCCUCUCCACACUCCUCCAAGCCCCUAUCCUCUCCACAGUCCUCCAAGCCCCUAUCCUCUCCACAAGAAUUUGGCAGUACGUCUAACCGGCCUCACAACCGCAGACCACGUGUAUGGCGUCGUGUGGGCGAGCGGUUUGCUGAUGCCAAUGUUGUUGCUGAUGCCAACGUUGUUUGGGAUGCUCUGGAUCGACGUGUAUGA
Molecule: messenger RNA, 3705 nt
Organism: Oncorhynchus nerka (sockeye salmon)
Lineage: Eukaryota; Metazoa; Chordata; Actinopteri; Salmoniformes; Salmonidae
Exons: 7
Coding region: 1-3705 (1234 amino acids)
Source: RefSeq, a predicted model, not a curated record